Suillus plorans is the source of this 393-nucleotide messenger RNA. RefSeq lists its product as uncharacterized. The record is from RefSeq and is a predicted model, not a curated record. Gene Ontology annotation, molecular function: transmembrane transporter activity. NCBI's taxonomy places the organism in Eukaryota, Fungi, Basidiomycota, Agaricomycetes, Boletales, Suillaceae. The transcript has 5 exons. Gene Ontology annotation, cellular component: membrane. The coding region runs from base 1 to 393 and encodes 130 amino acids. Gene Ontology annotation, biological process: transmembrane transport; amino acid transport.
AUGACAACUCUGAGAGCUUCAGCGAUUUCCAAGUUGCACCCGCAACCAAGUGCAGAUGAAACGACUCUCGCCAAGCUAGGAUACAAGCAGGAGUUUUACAGGGAAUUCACUCCGCUAGAGGUGGCUGGACUUGCAUUCAGCUUUGUUGGAGUGGCUCCUUCAAUAGCUUCUGUGCUCUUCUAUGCAAUACCAAACGGUGGGCCUUUCGCGAUGGUUUGGGGUUGGGCAUUUGCUUGCCCCUUUAUCGUGUGCACUGGGAUGGCGAUGGCAGAGCUCGCAUCAGCAGCACCUACUUCCGGCGGUCUAUACUAUUGGACUUACUCUCUUGCUUCUCCACGAUGCCGCAAUUUUCUGUUGUGGAUAGUUGGCUGUAAGUCCUGCAUUUCGAUGUGA